This is a messenger RNA of Baudoinia panamericana UAMH 10762, 2821 nucleotides long. Its product is annotated as glycoside hydrolase family 92 protein. Gene Ontology annotation, cellular component: cytosol; nucleus. Gene Ontology annotation, molecular function: carbohydrate binding; peptide-N4-(N-acetyl-beta-glucosaminyl)asparagine amidase activity. The record is from RefSeq and is a predicted model, not a curated record. Gene Ontology annotation, biological process: protein deglycosylation; carbohydrate metabolic process; glycoprotein catabolic process. NCBI's taxonomy places the organism in Eukaryota, Fungi, Ascomycota, Dothideomycetes, Mycosphaerellales, Teratosphaeriaceae. Bases 235 to 2658 code for a protein of 807 amino acids. The transcript is spliced from 4 exons.
CAUCUGCGAUCGUCAGCUUAACCCCUCACGAAGGAUGUUGAAGUGCGGAGAUUGGUCAGGUACAUGAUGUCAGGCACAAACCACCAGUGUUACAUCGUGUACUUCGUGCACCACACGAUCGAGUCAACAUGGUCAAGACAGCAGGAAGCCUAAGUAAUACACACCGUAAGUGUUCAUGGUGAGUUGAGCUUCCUCUUCCUGUUCCCUUCCCUCGGUGUUGGGAUUAAAACCAUUAUGACUUCUGUCAAUUUCCGUCUCGGUACACUCAUCUGGCUUUCCAGCCUUGUUGUAGCACAGGUUGAUUACAGCCAAUAUGUCAACCCCUUCAUCGGCUCUGAAGGCCCGUUCCCAGGCCUCGCUUUCGGCGGUGGCGACAUCUUUGUUGGAGCGGCUUUGCCCUUUGGCGUUGUUAAAGUCGGCAUCGAUACAUAUGAGCAGAACGUCUCUUUCAGUACCCUCAAUGGCGGCUACACUCCGCAAGGCCGUGUCACAGCUAUCAGCAUGAUGCAUGAGAGCGGGACGGGCGGCGCGCCGAAGUAUGGUAUUGUACCACAGAUGCCAUUGGCGGGCAGUCUGGCUACAGUCAAUGUACUCGAUAACACAACCUACUGGCAGCAGAGAGUGGGCAACGAUACUGCUAAUGUCGGAUACUACGCCACGAAGCUUGAGAGCGGAGUCAGCGUGCAGCUGAGUGCGAGCAGACACAGCGGGAUCAUGGAGUAUGCCUUCCCAGCUGGCGACAAACACAUCCUCGUGGAUCUGUCGCAUUACUUACCUUCGGAGACUGGUGGGAGCGACGUGCAGUUCUACGUCGGAGGCGAGAUGGAUCUGCAGCCUGGUGGUCAAAUAUAUACAGGCUACACCACUAUCGGUGGGGGCUGGAGCGAAAGCGCGCCUAUGACUGUAUACUUCUGCGGCGAGUUCGACCACGCGCCCGAUCAGGCGAACGCAUUCAGUGGACGGCUGACGGACCCGAUUGCGAGGUACCAUACCUGGUCUGACGGCCCAGUUCCACAAGCGACGUUUGGCAAUCUUACUGAGACCGCUGGACCGCUGAACAAUCGAGUCGGAGCACUCUUCACCUGGAGCAACGCAUCUGUAUCCACGAUCAAGUCUCGAGUCGGUAUCAGCUUCAUCUCUGCGGACAAAGCCUGCGCUUUCAAAAAUUCAGAGAUCCGUUCGUGGAACCUCAACGACACGGUGCAAGCGGCAGUCUCGGAGUGGAACCAGGACGUCUUUAGCAAGAUACGAGUACCCACCGACUCGACGCAGAACCGGACGAAUCUGAUAUUGCUGUACUCCAGUCUUUACUUUAUGCACCUCAUGCCGUCGGACCGGACAGGAGAGAACCCGCUUUGGCCGAACAUCGAGUCUUACUGGGACGACUUCUAUACACUAUGGGACAUCUUCCGCUGCACCGUCUCCUUAUACCACCUGAUACAGCCGACCUACUAUCAGGGCAUGAUACGCGCCUUGAUCGAUAUAUGGCGCUGGGAGGGCUUCAUGCCGGACGGUCGAAGCGGCAACUACAACGGCUUGGUACAAGGCGGAAGUAACGCGGACAACGUGCUGGCCGAUGCGUACGUCAAAGGUCUCCCUGGCAUCAACUGGACCGCAGCUUACCAAGCCAUGCUGAAAGACGCCGAGGUCGUGCCCUACAACACUUUCAGCUACACCGACUUCACGGCGAGUGUCAAAGAGGGUCGAGGGGCUCUGUACGACUGGAUCCCGCUCGGCUACGUCAGCUCCGAUCGAAGCACGAGGGCUAUCUCGCGGAGUGUGGAGUAUGCGCUCAACGACUUCUCUUUGUCGCAAGUGGCACGCGGCGUCGCACCAAAUGACACGCAGAAAUAUCUUGCUCGGUCAGCGCAGUGGCAGAACAUUUGGAACGCCAACGUUACCCAUAAGAACUUCACAGGCUUCCUUGCGCCACGUUUAUCGAACGGCACAUUCAACCUGACCGACUACAACCCAGCGCUAUGCGGUGGUUGCGAGUGGCAAUCAAUCACCUAUGAGGGUACACCAUUUGAGUACUCCUUCACGAUACCGCACGAUAUGCAGACGCUUAUUCAGUUCAUGGGUGGCUCUGCGGAGUUUGAGCGUAGACUAGACUACAUUUUCCAGCCAAAUACCUCUGAGCAGAAUCUGGGUGCCAAUGGAGCGGGAAUCACUACGCUCAUGAACAUCGGCAACGAACCGGACUUUGCUACACCCUACGAGUACAACUACGUUGGGAAACAGUACAAGAGUGUCAUGCGUGCCCGCUCCCUGGCGAAUCAGUACUUUCACAACGCUAACUACGGCGUCCCCGGUAACAGCGAUGCCGGCGCUCUCAACAGCUGGCUGAUCUGGCAGAUGCUCGGUCUGUAUCCAGUCGUCACGCAGCCCGUCUACCUCAUACAGUCGCCUUGGUUCCCAGAUAUCAACAUGACCAUCAAUGGUAACGCUACGCUGCGGAUCAUGGCGAACGGGCUCGACAAUGCGAACAGCUACUACGUGCAGUCUGUGACGGUCAAUGGUCGGCCCUGGACACAGAAUUGGCUGAGCCAUGGUGACGUUAUGGUCAACGGAGGCACGAUUGUGUUUCAGAUGGGAAGUCAGCAGACGAUGUGGGAGAGUGGUAACGUGCCGCCUUCUCCAGGACACUACACAUUGUAAAGUAGUGAGCCUUGGUCGCACUGAGUGUAAUAUGCAAGUUGUGCUCAGAUUGAAAUAGCAAGACCACACGCUCCGACGGCAGUUGUGUCUUGCUUGCAUUCUCCGGCAUAUUGGAAAUCUUGGUAAGAGCUGCGUUACGGUUGGAGCAAUCUCAUGUUUCGUU